Molecule: messenger RNA, 1007 nt
Organism: Gasterosteus aculeatus aculeatus (three-spined stickleback)
Lineage: Eukaryota; Metazoa; Chordata; Actinopteri; Perciformes; Gasterosteidae
Product: OCIA domain-containing protein 1
Cellular component (GO): endosome
Source: RefSeq, a predicted model, not a curated record
CCGGGUCACGCGAGUGCUGGCCGGGGCGAUGACAUUGUACCAAACACAAGACGUCAGGUCGCCGAGCGGCUUACAUGUUGUUACUUCAGGGCCUCUGAACGCUUGAAUCAGCACCCACGUCGCCGUCAACAUGUCUUCCGCCACUUCGGGCCUCACGGGGGAGCGGCAGCAGGCGCGAGCACAGUCGGCCGUGGGCGUGGAGUACGUCCCCACGGAGGAGGAGAAGCGGGUGUUCAGGGAGUGCAACAAUGAGAGCUUUUGGUACAGAUCUGUGCCCUUCUCAGUGGUCGGCGUGGCUGUCACUCAGGUCCUGGUCGCUAAAGGGAUUCUGUCUGCGUCUCCGAGGUUCGGAUCUCUACCCAAAGUUGUCUUCGCUGGCUUCUGUGGCUACCUGGCGGGCAAAAUGUCGUACAUGAAGACGUGCCAGGAGAAGUUCAAGAGGCUGGAUAACUCUCCUCUGGGAGAGGCCCUCAGACAGAGGACAGGAAUGUCGCCGCUAUCUCCCAAGGCUCCUCAGUCGGAGAUGAGCGAUCCAGACGCCCCGUCGUUUGACACUAUGUUCCAGCAAGCGGACGCCCCCGUCCACGCGACUCCCGACAGCAGAACCGAUGAGUACGGCUACAACGCCUCGAUGCCGAUGGGCAAAGCGGAUGACUUUGCCGCUCCAGCGGAAGAAGGGGAACCCAGGAGGAAGGGCACCCUCUAUGAGAACUUGAGGCUAAAGAACCGAGAGAACUACGAGGUCACGCUCAAUCAGAAGGCCGACACGCUGCUCAAAGCGUCCCCCGAGAAGGAGCCGGGGAGAUACAAUAAAGACGUGAAGAAAAACAUCUAUGGAGACUCCUGGGAGGAAUGAGUGCCUGUUUUAAAUGAUCAUGUGACCUCUACAAUAGGCAGGCCAGUGGCUGUAUUGCACCUGUGUGAAUCAAGUCUCCUGAUGUUCUACCAGUCUGUGAUAAAUGUAUUUGCUAAAGAGUCGAUUAAACCAAAUUUACAUGAGAAUUAAA